AUGCUGUGCCUCGGCUUCACCCCGCUGCUUGCACUGGUGCUGGUGGCCAGCCUUGGAGCCGCCUUCCUCCAGGACACCCUGAAGAAGAGCUGCAGCCUGACCAAGUACCAGUUCCUCGCACCCCACGAGCUGAAGGCUGUGCAGAAGAUGAAGGAGCAGUUUGAGGACAUCAUGCUGCUGUCGGACCGCAAAUGCAACAUCAUGCUCUUCCGUCGGAAAUGGAAUACGGCAGAGCUGUCGGUGCCCGACCGAGUGAUGCUGGUGGAAGCCGAGCUGGACCUCGCCACCACCAUGCUGGGGAUCCCUGCUGCCCCUAGGUUUGCCAAGACGCGCCAGCGGCCCCUGGCCUUUCUCACCCAAGCCCGGCAGGACCUGCGAGGCUGCGUGGCCACAGAGUCUCCUUCACAUCAGCCCUCCGGGAAGCUGAGGCACUGGCUGCAGAAGCUGCAGACGGCCAAGGAAACAGAGACCACCGGCUGCCUGGAGGCCUCCACCAUCCUCCACCUCUUCCAAGUACUGAAUGACCUGCGGUGCGCGGCCCUCCGGGAGCAGUGCACGUAG
This is a messenger RNA of Leptosomus discolor (cuckoo roller), 561 nucleotides long. RefSeq names its product interferon lambda-3-like. Lineage: Eukaryota; Metazoa; Chordata; Aves; Leptosomiformes; Leptosomidae. Gene Ontology annotation, molecular function: cytokine activity. Gene Ontology annotation, biological process: defense response to virus; innate immune response; cell surface receptor signaling pathway via JAK-STAT. The record is from RefSeq and is a predicted model, not a curated record.